CCAGAUCUCAUCUGUUUAACGACACCGCAAGCAAUUAAGCAAACGCAAUCCCCUCUCUUUGGAAAUGGCUACUACUCCUCCCCCUCCACCUUCCUCCGCCUCCUCUUCGCCAGACAACCUAAUCCUGGUCGAUCGCCGCCCCUCUGGGGUCGCCGUGGUGACCAUCAACCGGCCGGAAACUCUAAACUCCCUGACGCGAUCGAUGCUGGUUGAUCUGGCGAGGAUCUUCAAAAGCCUCGACGGCGAUCCGGCGGUGAGGGCGGUGGUGAUAUUCGGAAGGGGAAGGGCUUUCUGUUCGGGGAUCGAUCUGACUGCGGCGGAGGAGGUUUUCAAGGGGGAUGUGAAGGAUCAGGAGACCGAUCUCGUCUUCCAAAUGGAACGCUGUCGCAAGCCGAUCAUCGGGGCGUUGAAUGGGUUUGUUGUGACGGCGGGAUUCGAGAUCGCGCUGGCUUGCGACAUCAUCGUCGCAGGAAGGGACACCAAGUUCCUGGACAGUCACUCCAGGUUCGGAAUAUUUCCAUCAUGGGGGCUUUCGCAGAAGCUGUCGCGGGUGAUCGGAAUAAAUCGAGCUAAGGAGGUGUCGCUUACUUGCACGACCGUUGAUGCAGAAACGGCGGAGAAAUGGGGUCUGGUUAACCGAGUUGUGGACAGCGGUCGAGUGUUGAGUACAGCCAUGGAAGUUGCAGAAAGCAUUUUGAGGAAUAAUGGGGAUAUGGUGUUGAGGUACAAAUCUGUUAUCAAUGAUGGCUUCAAGUUGGAUCUCAGCAGUGGUCUUAAGCUCGAAAAGGAGAGGGCACAUGCGUACUACGAUGGCAUGACCAAGGAGCAAUUUGCACAAAUGCAGAAAUUUAUUUCUUCCCGAGGUGCCAAGUCUGCUUCCAAGCUCUAGAUACUUUAUUUCAACGCCUGUAUUGUAACUGUUUUAAUAAGAAUUAUUCAUAUUCAGCUUAAAUCUCGAAUGUAUGGUGGAAAUAACAUCAAACUUUGUAUCGUCCUUGAAACUAAGGUCUAUUGAUGUCGUUGCUGCUUGCAACAAUAUAUCAGAUGGCAUUAUGCCAAUUU
Messenger RNA from Phalaenopsis equestris, 1062 nucleotides. Its product is annotated as probable enoyl-CoA hydratase 1, peroxisomal. The transcript has 3 exons. The record is from RefSeq and is a predicted model, not a curated record. Gene Ontology annotation, cellular component: peroxisome. The coding region runs from base 65 to 889 and encodes 274 amino acids. NCBI's taxonomy places the organism in Eukaryota, Viridiplantae, Streptophyta, Magnoliopsida, Asparagales, Orchidaceae.